Nerophis ophidion (straightnose pipefish) is the source of this 14699-nucleotide messenger RNA. Its product is annotated as nebulin-like. Lineage: Eukaryota; Metazoa; Chordata; Actinopteri; Syngnathiformes; Syngnathidae. Bases 277 to 7218 code for a protein of 2313 amino acids. Gene Ontology annotation, biological process: cardiac muscle thin filament assembly. Gene Ontology annotation, molecular function: actin filament binding. Gene Ontology annotation, cellular component: Z disc. The record is from RefSeq and is a predicted model, not a curated record. The transcript is spliced from 61 exons.
GUGCCCGCGGGCACCGCGUUGGUGACCCCUGGUGUAGGAGGUCCAUUCUUUCCAGCAUACGACACCCUCAAAAACACACGGCGAUGAAGGCCACAUUGCUGAUAAGCUCCUGAGUGGAGGGCUAAAUGCGGCCGUCAUACGCGAUAAGACGUACUCGAUGAACGACACCCAGACGGCAGGUCGUCACGCGCUCAAAGACCCGACCAAGGAACAGAAGGGACCCUCAUCCAGCUCAGAGCACUGACCUGAGAAGUCAAACGCCUCGUGAAAGAGGAGAUGGAGCCAGGUGAGUGCACCUCUGAGGACGUGAGGCCAGCGUCUCGAACAUCAGCCAUAGAAGGAGAGGAGGCCUCGUCCGCACCUGAUUUAAAAUCAAACACAGAGGAAUUUUCCACCGUGGAGGUGGAGACACAAGAGACUUUCCAAGAGACCUUCCGAGAGACCGUGAGGACCUUCAGCUCUCGCCAAGACGCACCCGGAGGGACGGAGAAGUGCGAGCCUGACGAGAACGCGGAGGAUGACAACAGGGCGGAGAGCGGAGGACAGGAGGAAGGAGGACAAGAAGAAGCAGAAGAAACUAGAGGCCUCAAGGCUCCAGAUGCCGGACAGCCUUUGCUUCCUGAUCCAACCUUCAACAGGAGAUGUAGCCUCCUGGCCAGCGAGGUGAAGUACAAAGAAGACUUUGAGAAGAUGAAGGGCCAGAGUCUCUUUGUUCCCGCGGCAGAACUUAUCCACGCCAGGAACAUCAGCGCCGUCCUGUCUGAGUCCAAGUACAAAGAAGAGGGCAAGAAGGAAGCGUCGCUGUCGCUGUACUCGCUCCUUCCAGAAACGCCGCAGAUCCAACACGCCAGAGAGGUCUCCCAGCUCCAGAGUGAGGUUCGAUACAAAGAAAACAUGAAGACGUCGUCCUCGCUCUACUCCCUGCUGCCGGAGACCACUCAGACCCAAUUUGUCAAAGAGCUGACUGAGAUACUGAGUGAGAACAAGUACAAGGAGGACGUGAAGAAGGAGCUGAGCAGCAAUUUGUACUCUCAGCUUCCUGAAACCUGCGAGAUGCAGCUGGCCAAGAGCGUCCAUGAGUUUCAGAGCGAGAAGAAGUACAAAGAAGAUGGGAAGAGAAAGGCCUCCAUGUCCCUCUACUCCCAACUGGCCGACACACCUGAGAUCCAACAUGCCCUGGAGAUGUCCCAGCUGCAGAGUGAUGCGAGUUACCGCCCCAAGUUGCUGGUUAAAGGAGCUCCUUCGUCUCUGUACUCUCAGCUCCCUGACACCAAGGAGCUCCAGUUUGCCAGAGAGAUGACUGAGCUGCAGAGUCAGAGCAAGUACCAAGAAGACGGCAGAAGAAGGCUCGGUCAGUCCUUCUACUCUCAGCUUCCGCAGACCAUGGAGACGCAGUUUGCCAAAAAUGUCGCCGAGCUGCAGAGCGAGCGCCUUUACAAGGAGGCUGGCCAAAAUAACAAGGCAUUGUACUCGCUACUGCCGGAGACCCUGGAGAUGGCGCACGCCAAAGACGCCCGCGAGCUCGCCAGCGAGGUGAAGUACAAAGAGGACGGCAAGAAGGAAAUGAGCGUCAACUUGUACUCGCUGCUGCCCGAAACCUUGGAGACGCAACACGCCAAGGAGGCGUCGGCACUGCGGAGCGAGGUGAAGUACAAAGAAGGAGUUGAGCAGAAGAGCACUUUGUACCAUCAUCUCCCGGAGACCGCCGAGACCAAACUGGCGAAGGAGCUGUCCCAGCUGCAGAGCGAGGUCAAGUACAAAGAAGGAGGGAAGAAGGAGAUCAGCAAGAGUCUCUACUCCUCGCUGCCUGACACGUUGGACACGAAGCACGCUAAAGACGCCACGCUCCUGCUGAGUCAGAAUAAGUACACCGAGAGCAGUAAGAAGGAGAUGUCCCACAGCCUGUUCUCCACCCUGAGCGACACGUCUGAAAUCAGCCUGGCCAAAGAGAUGAAGGACAUCCUGAGCGAGAGGAAAUACAAGGAGAGCGGCAGGAAGCAGCUCGCUCAGAGCCUGUACUCCCGACUGGCGGACACGGCAGAGACGCGCUUUGCCAAGAGCGUUUCUGAGCUGCAGAGCGAGGUGAAAUACAAGAAGGGACAGAAAGACGUGUCCAAGUCCCUUUACUCCACGAUGCCGGCCACCCUGGAGACGCAGCACGCCAAAGAGGCGGCGGACCUGCAGAAUGAGCGCAAGUACUCUCAGAAGAAGGAGCUGAAGUCCACGCUCUUCCACCUGCUGCCUGAAACCUUGGACACGGCCCACGCUAGAGACGUCUCUGAGCUUCUCAGUCAGGUGAAGUACCAGGAGGACGGCAGGAAGGAGAUGAACGUCAGCUUGUACUCGCUGCUGCCACAAACCAUCCACACGCAACACGCUAAAGAACUUACCAGCCUGCAGAGUGAGGUGAAGUACAAGGAAGGUGUGAAGGAGAAAAUGCAGAAGAGUUUGUACCAUCAGCUCCCACAAACCCUUGAGACCCAGCAGGCCAAGCAGAUGUCAGAGCUGCAGAGCGAGAGCAAGUACAAGUCUGCAGGUCAGAAGGAGCUCCGCAGCUCUCUGUACGCCGCCCUCCCUGUCACCAUGGAGACGCAGCGCGCCAAAGACGCCGCCGAGAAGCUCAGCGAGGUCAAGUACAAGGAGAGCGGGAGGAAGGAGAUGUCCGCCUCGCUUUACGCCACUUUGCCCGACACCUGCCAGACCAGCUUCAGCAGGGAGAUGACGCACCUGCAGAGCGAGAACAAGUACAAGGAGGACGGGAAGCGGGAUCUCUCUCAGAGCUUCUACUCUCAGUUGGCGCAGACGGCCCAGACGCAGCUGGCCAAGAGCGUCGGCGAGCUGCAGAGCGAGGUGAAGUACAAAGAGGACGCCCAGAAGGAGAGGUCGUCCUCGCUGUUCUCCACCCUCCCACAGACGCUCCACACGCAGCGGGCCAAGGAGGUGACGGCGCUCCAGAGUCAGGUGAAAUACCAGGAGGGCAAGAAAGACGCCGCCUCGUCUCUCUACCACCUCCUGCCGGAGACCUUGGAGACACAGCUUGCCAAACACGUGUCCGAAAUCCAGAGCGAGACAAACUACAAGAGGGACAAAGACGAGCUGCCCAACUCGUUGUACUCGCUGCUUCCGCAAACGUUGGACACCCAGUUUGCCAAAGACAUGGCGGAGACGCACAGCCAGUCCAAGUAUACGCAAGAAGCCAAGCAGCAGGCGGCCGCGUCUCUGUACGCCAAACUGCCCGAAACCAUGGAGACCAAACACGCCAAGGAAGUGAGGACGCUGCAAAGCGAAAACCACUACAAAGCGGAGGGGAAGAAGCAGAUGACGGCGCCGCUUUACUCUCUGCUUCCUGAGACCUCGGAGACGCAGUUGGCCCGAGACGUGGCGCUGAUCCAGAGCGAGAACAAAUACAAAGAGAGCGGGAAGAAGACGCAGACCGUCAGCGUCUACUCGCAGAUGCCAGACACCAACCACAUCCUGUUUGCCAAGAGUGUGUCUGACAUCCAGAGCCAGAACAAGUACACGGAGGCGUGCAGGAAGCAGGCGUCCAGCUGUCUGUACGCCAAGAUGCCGGACACUCUGGCGACCCGGCACGCUAAGGAAGUGUCACAGCUGCAGAGUCAGGUGGCCUACAAGCACAGGGAGGACGCCAGCAGGCCGCUCUACCACCAGCUGCCUCAAACCAGCCAGACGCAGUCGGCCAAGGAGCUGACUGACCUGUACAGUCAGGUAAAGUACAAAGAAGACGGCAAGAAACAGAUGGCGACAAACUUGUACUCGCUCCUUCCUGAAACCGCUGAGACUCAGUUUGCCAAACAGAUGUCAGAGUUGCACAGCCAGACCAAGUACCAGAAGGACAGAGGAGAUCUGUCCUCAUCUUUGUUCUCGCUGCUGCCCGAGACCCUGGACACUCGCUUUGUGAAGGACAUGGCUGACACUCACAGCCAGGUCAAGUACAAGGAGGCGGGAAAGGAGGCGGCCAGCAGCGCUCUCUACCAUCAGCUGCCGCAGACCGCCGAGACGCUUCAUGCCAAAGAACAAUCUGAGCUGCAGAGUCAAAACAAGUACAAGCAGAGCGGGAAGGAAGCGUUGGCGUCCAGUCUGUACGCUCAGCUGCCGCAGACGGCCGAGACGCAGCUCGCCGCCAAGAUGUCGGCGCUGCAGAGCGAGACUAAGUACAAGUGGGAGGGCGUCAGGAGCGUCGGCCGUAGCGCCUACAGUCAGCUGGCGGUCACCACGGAGACGCAGCUCGCUAAAACGCUCUCAGAGCUCCAAAGCGAGAUGAAAUACAAGGAGGCCAGCAAGAGGGAGGCGGCCAUCAGCCUCUACCACCGCCUGCCUGAGACCAUGCAGACGCUGCACGCUAAGGAGGCCAUGCAGCGGCAGAGUCAGGUCAACUAUAAGGUGAAAGGUCGGGGGUCAAAUAGCAGCAGCCUGUACUCCCAGAUGCCUGAGACCCAGGAGAUGAAGUUGGCUAAAGCGGCCAUGGAGCUGCAGAGUGAGAAUAAAUACAAGGCCAAAGGUCGACCGGAGAGCGGCGGCAGUGUGUUUCACCAGAUGGCCGAGACCAACCAGACGGAGUUCGUCAAGCGCAUGUCGGAACUUCAGAGUGAGACAAAGUACAAGAAGGACAAAGGAGAUCUGUCCAACACGUUGUUCUCUCAGCUGCCCGAGACCCUGGACACUCGCUUUGUGAAGGACAUGGCUGACAUCCACAGUCAGAGUAAGUACAAGGAGGCCAGUAAGAAGGAGAUGGUCAAGAGUUUGUACUCGCUGCUGCCGCACACCAAAGACAUCCAGCACGCCAAGGAACAGAGUCUGCUCCUCAGCCAGAAGCUGUACAAGGAGGAGGGCAGGAAGGAAGCGGCCUGCAGCUUGUACGCGCACAUGCCCCAAACCAUCCAGACCGUCUUCGCCAAGGAGCUGAGCAAGGCGCAGAGCGACAAGUUCUACAAGGAGCAGUUUAACCGCGAGAAAGGCAAGUCGGGCUACGCCAACAUGGAGACGCUGCCUGAGGUGGAGCACGCCAUGGAGGUCAACCGGAACCAGAGCGACGUCGGCUACAGGAAGGGGAGGGAGGAGCUUUGCCGCUACAACACGGCGCCCGACAGAGCGGACAUUGUCAGCGCGACCAACGCGGCUAAACUGGCCAGCGACGUGGCCUACAGGAGUAAUAGCAGGCAGCUGGUCUUGAGCGACGCGUCACUACUCGCCCGGACCGACAUCCAUCACGCCAAGGAAGCGUCCAAGCUGGCCAGCCAGGUGAAGUACAAGCAAGCAUCAGAGCCGCACGCUCGACCUCGUUACAACCCGCUGGACUGCCUGUCCUUCAAACACACACAAGCGGCGGCCGCGCUCGCCAGUCAGGUGAGGUAUAAGAGCAACCAGAAACCAGAAGGUUCCUCAGACCUGCCGAACCUCCUGCAACUGGAACACGUGCUGCACGCCAGCAAACUGCAGAGCAACGUGGAGUAUAAGAAGAAGUACGAGGAGAACAAGGCUCAGCACCACAUGGCUCUGGACACGGCUGAACAGCGCCACCACAAGGAGAACGCAGUGCUGCACAGUCAGGUGAAAUACCGCCAGGAGUACGAGAAGAGCAAAGGACGCACACGCGUGGAGUUUGCCGACACGCAAACGUAUAAAGUGAUGAAGGACGCCCAGAAGAUGCAGAGUGAGAGGGAGUACAGGCGGGACUACGAGGAGCACAUGAAGGGGAAAGCCUUGGUGGAUGUGGACCAGACGCCACAAUAUCUGACAGCCCGGCACGCCAGCGAACUGCUGAACGAGAAGGAGUACAGGAAGGACUUGGAGCAGGAAGUCAAGGGGCGGGGCUUAUCCGGCAUCGGCCUGGAGGAAACACCCGAGCUGCUGAGGGUCAAAAACGCCAAUCAGAUUCUGAGCCAGAGGGAGUACCGCAAGGAUCUGGACACGGAGAUCCUGGGGAAAGGAAUGGAGCUGAGCGGGGACGUCCUGGACGUCCAAAGAGCCUUGAAGGCGUCAGAGAUCCAGAGUCAGAGGUCCUACAAGCAGACGGAACAUCUCAGCGAGAACUCGUACGGGACCAUCACUGACACUCCGGAGCUCCUACACGCCUCCUACCUGAAAGACGUGUACAGUCAGAGGAAGUACAAGGACGAGGCAGAGCGUCUGCGGGGCCGUUACAGCGCCCUGCCGCACACUCCCGAAAUGGAUCGCGUCAAGGCCAAUCAGAGACACGUCAGCUCGCUGCACUACUGCUGGGACUCCAAGCUCAUGAGGGGUCUGAUGUCCUCAGUCGCAGAGACGCCGGAGAUCGUCCUCGCCAGGGAGAACUCCAAGAAGAUCAGCGAUGUCCAGUACAGAGAAGAGGUGGGCUGUGGGACCGCCGUCACGGACACGCCGGAGAUGAAAAGAGUUCGACGCAACCAGGAGAACAUCAGCUCAGUGAAGUACCAGCGUGAGAUGCGGGAGCUGAGGGGGCGGAGCUGCACCGAGUUGGACACGCCCGAGUACAGGCGCGUCAGGAGGUCACAGGACUCGGUCUCCAUGGCCAAGUACCACGAGGACUUUGAGCGUGCCCGCGGUCGAGGCUCUACGCCGGGAUUGGACGAGCCGGGCAUGGAGCGCUACCAGCGAGCCAGUCACAUGAUUGCCGACGCCGGCCCACACAAGCAGAUGGUGGAGAUGGACCGGCGGCCCGGAGGCAUCAUCGUAGACCUGAAGGUGUGGCGAACAGACCCAGGCUCCAUCUUUGACUUCGACCCUCUGGAAGACGACAUCCAGUCCAAGAGCCUCCGCAGGAUGUCUGAGCGGGCCGACCGCAGGCUGAGCAGGCGUCAGUCCCCGGCGCCCAGUCACGGCGGCGCUCAGUCCGUCAGCUCGCUGACCUCUGACCUUUGGGAGCGCAGCAGCAACAGCGACACAGCCGCUCCCGUGCUGCCUGGCGCGUACCAGCAGGGGGUGCACGUGCAUCAGCACCCGCAGCAUCACCACGGCUACAUGCACCAGACCAGCAUGUCGUCCGUCAGAUCCGUCACGUCGCCGCCGCACUCGGCCACCACGCGGGUCUACCGGGCGCUGUACGACUACGCGGCGCAAGACCACGACGAGGUCUCCUUCAGGGACGGCGACGUCAUCGUCAACGCCCAGCCCAUCGACGAGGGCUGGAUGUACGGCACCGUGCAGCGCACCGGCAAGUCCGGGAUGUUGCCGGCCAACUACGUGGAGUGUUGUAACUAGUUUCUGUGUGUGUGUGUGUGCAGUAGGAAGGGGAUUCACACGGCCCCGUUCGUCGCGGUUUACCUGACACAUGAAAAGUGACAAAUUUGGAACUUUAGUUCGGUAUCUUAAAAUGUUUUUUGUGGCAAUUCCAGCGCCAGUUACUUCUAUUAUUUUCAGCAAAUUUAAAACAAUUACCCUCCCUCCCCCCGCCCCCACCCCUCUUCCUCUCCCACGAGACCCACCCAGGAAUGGGGCCGUAUGAAUCCCUUCCCUAGUGUGUGUGUGUGUAGUUUCUAUAUUUCACAGUACGUCCAGUACAAACAGCAGGACUCGAAUCAUAUCACAAAGAGAAAGAAAGGCUGCGUUUAUGUUUAUGUUUUGAGAUAGGCUCCAGCAGCCCCCACCACCCCAAAAAGGGACAAGCGGUAGGAAAUGGAUGGAUAGAUCUACAGCCCAGAGAGGAAGUGACAGCUGCCAUGUUGUCUUUUUUUUAAGUAAAACUCACAUUUCUUUGCUUUUGGAAUGGAAACACACCAUUUUUUUAAGCCCUAUUUUUUCUCUAACUUUACAUCAUGAGGCUUUUAACAUGCACAAAUACUCACAAAUGAUUACUUGUUACAAUAUUUAAAAAUUUCACAAAAUAUCGACAUUGACUCUCUGGCGCCCUCCUUGAAGAUUAGAAAAAAAACCCACUGGAAACGUCAAUCAUGACAGGAAGCACAUAAAGUUUUACAAUUCAGUGUGUAAAAAUUCAGUUUCUAAAAAUAUCAUGUAAAAAAAUAAAAAUCAGUGUAUAAAAUUUCAGUGCAAAAAAAAUUCAGUGUAUAAAAAUGUAGCUCAAAAAAAAAAUGUAAUGAAUGAAAAUUGAAUGUGAAAAAUUCAGUGCAAGAAAAAUUUUGUGUGGAAAAAAUUGGGUACGUUGUAUAAAGAUUCAGCGCCCAAAAAAAUGUUAAUGUUUACAAUUUCAGUGCAAAAACAAUUCAGUUUAUAAAAAAAUUGUGCAUGAAAAUUCAAAGCAAAAAAUCAGUUUGUAAAAUUUCAGUGAAAAAAUAAUUCAAUCUACAAAAAUAUACUGCAAAGAAAAUGUAUGAAAAUUGAAUGUGAAAAAUUCAGUGCACAAAAAAUUCAGUCUGGAAAAAAAUCAGUGUAUAAAAAAUUGUGAAUAAUUGCAGACACAUUUAGCGUAAAAAGGAAUACAGUUUAUAAAAAAUUGGUGCCCAAAAAAAUUUAAUUGUAAGAUUUCAGUGCAAGAAAAAAAAUCUGUGUAUGAAAAUUCAAAGCAAAAAAAUCAGUUUAGAAAAUUUCAGUGCAAAAAAAAAAAUUGUGUUUAAAAAAUUCAGUGCAAAGAAAAUGUAAUGUAUGAAAAUUGAAUGUGAAAAAAUCAGUGCAAGAAAAAUUCAAUGUGGAAAAAAAAUCAGUGUAUAAAAAUGCAGACAAAUUCAGUGCAAAGAAAUUUUAAUGUAUACAAUUUCAGUGCAAAAAAAAUCAGUCCAAAAAAAAUUAGUGCAGAAAAAAUGGAAUGUAUGAAAUUUGAAUGUGAAAAAUUCAAUGCAAGAAAAAUUCAGUGUGGAAAAAAAUACAGUGUAAAAAUACAGACAAAUUCAGUGCAAAAUAUGAGUACAGUAUAUAAAAAUUCAGUGCAAAAAAUUUGGUACACUGUAUAACAAUUCAGUGCAUAAAAAAUGUUAAUGUAUACAAUUUCAGUGCAACAAAAAUUCAGUGUAUAAAACAUUUAAUGUAUAAAAAUUCUAAGCAAAAAAAUCAGUUUAUAAAAUUUCAGUGCAAAAAAAAUUCAGUCUAUAAAAAUGUAUUGUAAAGAAAAUGGAAUGUAUGAAAAUUUAAUGUGAAAAAUUCAAUGCAAGAAAAAUUUAAUGUGGAAAAAAAUACAGUGUAAAAAUGCAGACUAAUUCAGUGCAAAAAAUAAGUACAGUAUAUAAAAAUUCCGUGCAAAAAAAUUGGUACGGUCUAUAACAAUCCCGUGCAUUAAAAUGUUAAUGUAUACAAUUUCAGUGCAAAAACAAUUCAGUUUAAAACAUAUUUAGUGUAUGAAAAUUCCAAGCGAAAAAGUCAGUUAAUAAAAUUUCAGUGCAAAAAAAAUUCAAUAUAAAAAUGUAGUGCAAAAAAAAUGUGAAAACUUUAGUGCAAGAAAAAUUCAGUGUGGAAAAAAAAACUGUAAAAAUGCAGACAAAUUCAGUUCAAAAAAUUGGUACAGUAUAUAAAAAUUCAGUGCAGAAAAAAAAGUUCAAGUAUAAAAAUUCAGUGCACAAAAAAUUCAGUCUGGAAAAAAAUCAGUGUAUAAAAAAUUGUGUAAAAUUGCAGACCCAUUCAGCGCAAAAAGGAAUACAGUUUAUAAAAAAUUGGUGCCCCAAAAAUUUUUUAUUAUGAAAUUUCAGUGCAAAAAAAAAAAAAUCAGUGUAUGAAAAUUCAAAGCAAAAAAAUCAGUUCAUAAAAUUUCAGUGCGAAAAAAAUUCAGUCUAUAAAAAUUUAGUGCAAAGAAAAUGUAAUGUAUGAAAAUUGAAUGUGAAAAAAAUCAGUGCAAGAAAAAUUCAAUGUGGAAAAAAAUCAGUGUGUAAAAAUGCAGACAAAUUCAGUGCAAAAAAUGAGUACAGUAUAUAAAAAUUCAGUGCAAAAAAAGUUCAAGUAUAAAAUUUCAGUGCAAAAAAAUGUCAGUGUAUAAAAAUUUACCGUAUGAAAUUUCACUGCAAAAAAAUUAGUGUAUAAAAGUUAAGUGCAAAAAAACAUGUAAUGUAUAAAUAUCGAAUGAAAAAUUUGGUGCAAGAAAAAUUCAGUGCAAAAAAAAAUGAGUAUAUAAAAGUUCAGUGCAAAAAAAAAUGAGUAUAUAAAAGUUCAGUGCAAAAAAAAAUGUAAUGUCUAAAAAUUGUCUGUAAGAAAAAAUUCAGUAGAAGAUAAAUCCAGUCUAAAAAUGCAAAAUUAUUCUGUGCAGAAAUAUUUGUUGCUUCAAAACUCCAAGACCCAAUUCCGGUAAAUUAAGACUGAAGCUAUCGAUUCUGUGUCAGAACCAGCCAAUGAGGUGACAAGUGUGCAAUAGAAAUUUUUGCACUUCAUUUUUUUACACUGAAUUGUAAAACUCUAUUUUUUGACGGAGUGAAUUUGUACCCACUUUGAGUGUGGUUUGUAUAUUUCUAUGUAAAGAACAGCCAGUGCACACAUCAGCACUCUAAACACAUCACCAAGAGAAAGAAAGGUUGUGUUUAUGUUUUGUGUUUUGAUCUACAGCUCAGAGAGGAAGUGACCGCUGUCAUGUUGUCUUUUUUUUAAGCAACACUUCGCUUUUAGAACGGAAACUCCCCAUUUUAGCUCUAUUUUUCUCUAAACAUAAAAUGUCAACACCAGCUCCCUUUUUAAAGAUUUAAAAAAAAUGAUCCCCUGCUAGCAGAUUGACGUAUCGUCACAAAAAUCGGCGAGGACGUCCAACAUGACAGGAAGCACAUAAAAGGCUCAAGAACCCAUAUUUGAAAACAAACAGGAAGUCGGUCAUCUUGGUUUACACCCGCCAUUCCAGGCCAUACUUGCCAACCUUGAGACCUCCAAAUUUGGGAGGUGGGCGGGGCUUGUGAUUGAUUGAUUGAGACUUUUAUUAGUAGAUAGUACAGUACAUAUUCCGUACAAUUGACCACUAAAUGUUAACACUCGAAUAGUUUUUCCAACCUUUUUAAGUCGGGGUCCACGUUAAUCAAGUCAUGGUAAGAGGGGAGGAGUACAUUUAUAGCUAGAAUUCACUAUAUAUGUGUAUAUAUAUGUAUAUAUGUAUAUACAGUAUAUAUAUAUAUAUAUAUAUGUGUAUAUGUAAGAAAUACUUGAAUUUCAGUGUUCAUUUAUUUACACAUAUACACACACAUAACACUCCUUUACCCAUUGUUAAAUUUGAAAAUGCAAUGCUUUGCAGCCCGUAGCACAGCCUUUGAAGGAGCAUAGGUAUGGGCAGCAUCUGUGACAUUUAAUUUGCAUUUUUUUAAAGGCCUACUGAAAUGAGAUUUUCUUAUUUAAACAGGGAUAGCAGGUCCAUUCCUUGUGUCAUACUUGAUCAUUUCGCGAUAUUGCCAUAUUUUGGCUGAAAGGAUUUAGUAGAGAACAUCGACGAUAAAGUUCGCAACUUUUUUUCGCUACUAAAAAAGCCUUGCCUGUACCGGAAGUAGCAGACGAGGUGCACGUGACGUCACGGGUUGUGGAGCUCCUCACAUCCUCACAUUGUUUAUAAUCAUGGCCACCAGGAGCAAGUGCAAUUCGGACCGAGAAAGCGACGAGUUCCCCAUUAAUUUGAGCGAGGAUGAAAGAUUUGUGGAUGAGGAAAGUUAGAGUGAAGCACUUAAAAAAAAAAAAAUGGCCACGACUCCAGGCGACGGCAGUGUGAGCGAUUCAGACGUUAUUAGACACAUUUACUAGGAUAAUUCUGGAAAAUCCCUGAUCUGCUUAUUGUGUUAAUAGUGUUUUGGUGACAUUAUAAAGUCAUACCUGAAAGUCGGAGGGCUGCGGUGAACGCCAGUGUCUCUCAGAGGAGCCAAGAUCACAGCUGCCUUUUUGACAGCUACAGGAGGAGGUCGCAUAAUCCACUCAAGUCUCCGGUAAGAGCCAAUUUAAUAUCACAAUUUUCCCAUCCAAAAACUUGCCGGUUGACGUAGAAAACCAUGUUCGCUCGACCGCUCUGUGUCUAAGCUUCACAACAAACAAAGAAACACCGGCUGUGUUUCGGUUGCUAAAGACAGCUGCAAUCCACCGCUUUCCACCAACAGCAUUCUUCUUUGACGUCUCCAUUAUUAAUUGAACAAAUUGCAAAAGAUUCAGCAACACAGAUGUCCAAAUUACUGUGUAAUUAUGCGAUGCAGAGAGACGACUUUUUGCCGGUGCUGGGAUAAUAUGUCCCCUCCAACCAAAAACGUCACAAACACGCGUCAUCAUACGCGACCUUUUCAACAAGAAACUCUGCAGGAAAUUUAAAAUUGUAAUUUAGUAAACUAAAAAGGCCGUAUUGGCAUGUGUUGCAAUGUUAAUAUUUCAUCAUUGAUAUAUAAACUAUCAGACUGCGUGGUCGGUAGUAGUGGCUUUCAGUAGGUGUCCAUCCUCGUUCUAUUCUCUGUCACUAUCUUUCUAACCUCUCUGACGACGCAUUGCUGGGCGGCACACACAAAAGUGCUCUCAUAAAAUGCACCAGAGGCUGGAAUCUUCCAUCUCUCCCUGGCAUAGUCCUUCCCCUUCGAGUUGUCCCGGAUGAACUGAAAUUCUUGUUUCCAAUCGGUCUCGAGCCGUCGUCGUGUGGGUUCUCAGGACCACCAAGGAAUGACAUUCUGUCGAGCAGGUUUUGCAAUAUUUAAGUCUCUUGCCGGUUUUCUUUGCAGUCUUCCCGUUUUUCUGCUCGUUCUUCCGCUCCAGCUUUUCGGCUGCAUGCGUCGUCUUCCUUGCGCUCUUUUCCUCUCGCGUUCACCAUCGGCUUCCUUCUGGCCUCUCCUCUCUCCGUCUCUCCCCCCCGGCGUUUACGGCCACUGCCCUUUUAUACAGCGCGAGAGGAGAUUUAAAUUGUGCCCAGCUGGGCGAUCCACGCACCUGAUAAUAUUUGCGGGGUUGAUUCCGGCGCGCCCUGUCUCGCUGCUUGCUCGCAGUCCACGCCUCCUCGCCGCCAUCUCAGGCGUGCCCUGCCUCGCUGUCGGACUGCCGGCUCCGCCUCUCCACACCAAUCAUUUUAGAACUUGCAAGCGUACUUCUUCUCCUUACUCGUCGACGCCAUGACCGUCUCUUUUUCGUUCUUCUGCUUCAUCUCUGUUUUGUUUUUUGGACAUUACUAUUUGCCGUAGAUUUGAAGCAAUGCAUGAUGGGAAUCCGGAUGUUGUGUGUCAGUGUAUUAACGUGCCGGCUGGAAUAAAGACACGCUGAGAAAUAGCUCCCUGCCUGCCUACUUUAUGGGUUAUAGAUAAAGCUAUGGAUAAUGGAGACGUAUAUAGUGAAGUGAAGUGAAUUAUAUUUAUAUAGCGCUUUUCUCAAAGUGACUCAAAGCGCUUUACAUUGUGAAACCCAAUAUCUAAGUUACGUUUUUUAAACCAGUGUGGGUGGCACUGGGAGCAGGUGGGUAAAGUGUCUUGCCCAAGGACACAACGGCAGUGACUAGGAUGCCAGAAGCGGGGAUCGAACCUGCAACCCUCAAGUUGCUGGCACAGCCGCUCUACCAACCGAGCUAUACCGUCCCCGCUUAAUAGUCUCUGUAACGAUUAAUAGUCUCUGUAACGAUUGCUGGGCAUUGUGAUGCGGAGGCGUUCUUUCAAGGAUGCAGCCGGGAUCGAACACAGCGUGAAGGUAAAAUGAUAGAUUUAUUUAAUAAAUACAACAGACUAAGAACAGAAGAACUGGUACUAGGCAGAAAAAAACCAAAGCGCUAGCAUGGGAGCUAGGGAAAUAACCGACAAAUUUGCACAAGGCACAAAAGGCAAAACAAAAACUACUAGCAUGAGAGCUAGAGGUAGUAAACAAAUGCAUAGCGCGAAAGCUAGCAAGUACAAAUAUGGAAUAGGAAUCGUUACUGAAAUGAAACAAACUGCGUGAAACACUUACUAGGAUGCGAGAGUGAAUGAACAGAAAAGACAGGCUUAAAUAAGGGUGGUGAUUAACAAAACAGGUGUGCGUCAACAGCGAGUAGCAGGUGGAACUCAUAUGAAACCAUGGUAACCAGAUAAAACAGGAACUAAGGAAGUCAAACAACAGAAUUUGAUACAAAACGGAACAAAUCUAGACUAUGGAAUGAUCCGGGAAGCGGAUCAUAACGGUCUCUUUCUUGUUGUGUGUGCAGUUGUGCACUGAGCUCAAAAAGCCGGAGAUGUUUUAACGUGGCUGGGACACGCUGUUUAUAAGGAGGAAAAGUGGACGUGACGACAGGCUGGCCUCACUCAGGUCCGGCUGGAAAUCGGGAGGAAUUCGGGAGAAUGGUGGCCCCCUUGGAGAUUUUCGGGAGAGGCACUAAAAUCCGGGAGUCUCCCCGGGAAAUUCGGGAGGGUUGGCAAGUAUGUUUUAGGCUAAAAACUGGGAUCGUACUGUAACAAACUCCUCUUCGAUGAAAUAAGUUGCGGUUAAAAAACGACGGAUGGGCGCUGAUAAAUUGCGAAGGAUUUUUGCCUCCGCCAUAAGAUGUGGGCGUGGUCGGGCGCCAACCUGAUCUGAUGGUUCGCCACAAAACUUUCAACUUUUAUAACUCGGCUCCACAAGUUCAGAUAUUGGUUAGAUUUGGUACAAAUGAGGAUGAUGACACCCUAAAGUGCUAGAUUGGUCGGUGCCUAUUUGUAUCCAUUCGUAGGGGGCGGAGCUUGGUCUGAAAAUUGCUCCUCGUCAUCUACCAUCAAACUGACUUUCAAUUGUUAUUGUUUUUAUUUUCCUCUCUUUUAUAAUGUUUUCUUUGGUUGGGAUUAUACUUUCAAUUGCAUGUAAUUUCACUUUCUAUCGCACCACAUAUGUACUGCUAUGCCUCCAAUGAGAAAUAAAACAUGUUUUAUGAUCACAAA